Syngnathus typhle (broad-nosed pipefish) is the source of this 1956-nucleotide messenger RNA. RefSeq names its product sodium- and chloride-dependent creatine transporter 1-like. The record is from RefSeq and is a predicted model, not a curated record. The coding region runs from base 1 to 1956 and encodes 651 amino acids. Gene Ontology annotation, biological process: sodium ion transmembrane transport. Gene Ontology annotation, cellular component: membrane. The transcript is spliced from 13 exons. Lineage: Eukaryota; Metazoa; Chordata; Actinopteri; Syngnathiformes; Syngnathidae.
AUGGAAGCAGGAGACCUGUCUGAAGGAGAGGCUGGGGGGUCAAUUCAUUCCCUUGUGCCUGUGUCUGGAGUGAGCUCAGUAUGCGGUGAGGGUAGAGAUGCUGCUACACCCCAGAGCCAGGACAGCGGUUCAUCGGAACCAAGAGUUGCAGAGAGAGAAACCUGGACCAGACAGAUGGACUUCAUCAUGUCCUGCGUGGGUUUUGCUGUAGGCUUGGGCAACGUGUGGCGCUUUCCUUACCUUUGCUACAAGAACGGAGGAGGUGUCUUUCUCAUCCCGUACUUGCUAAUGGUGUUCAUCGGGGGCAUCCCUGUUUUCUUCCUGGAAGUUGCUUUGGGCCAGUUCAUGAAGCAGGGAGGGCUUGCCGCCUGGAACAUCGUGCCUCUUUUCAAAGGUUUGGGCUUGGCGUCUAUGGUGAUUGUGUUCUUCUGCAAUACCUACUACAUCAUGAUUUUGGUGUGGGGCCUCUACUUUCUCUUCCACUCUUUCACCAACCCGUUGCCGUGGGCCACCUGCGGACACACUUGGAACACCGUCCACUGCACAGUCAACUUCAGCCACAAUUGCCGCAACAUCAGCGUGAACUCAUCUGCUGCUCAAGACGUGUCCUCGAACCAGUCACUCCUGAACGACAGCUGCGUGGAGACGGAAGGCAUGCGCUCCCCAGUCAUCGAGUUCUGGGAGCAUAAAGUUCUCCAUCUGUCUAGCGGGCUUCAUGAGCCAGGGAGCAUCAACUAUGAGGUGGCGCUGUGCCUCCUUGCCACCUGGGUCAUUGUUUACUUCUGCAUAUGGAAGGGAAUUAAAAGCACAGGGAAGGUUGUAUAUUUCACGGCUCUGUUCCCGUACGUGGUUUUGGUUAUUCUUUUGGGUCAUGGUGCCACCCUACCUGGAGCCUUUGAUGGGAUUGUAUACUACCUGAAACCAGAUUGGUCCAAACUAGGAGAAGCACAGGUGUGGAUUGAUGCUGGAACCCAGAUUUUCUUCUCCUAUGCCAUCGGACUGGGUGCCCUGACGGCACUGGGCAGCUACAACCGCUUCUAUUACAACUGUUACCAGGAUGCGUUUGUGCUGGCGCUCAUUAACAGCGGAACCAGCUUCUUUGCGGGCUUUGUCGUUUUCACUGUGUUGGGCUUCAUGGCUGCAGAGCAAGGUGUGGACAUCAGUAAGGUAGCUGAGAGCGGACCUGGCCUGGCGUUUAUAGCCUACCCAAAGGCUGUGACUUUGAUGCCUCUGGCUCCAUUCUGGGCAGCACUCUUUUUCUUUAUGUUACUUGUACUUGGCUUGGAUAGUCAGUUUGUUGGGGUAGAAGGUUUCAUAACCGGACUUAUGGACAUGCUUCCUCCCAAAUCCUCCUUUGGCACGUUGCGGCGAGAGAUGGUAGCCGCCGUUUGCUGUUUCGUCUGCAUCAUCAUUGACUUGUCCAUGAUCACAGAGGGAGGGAUGUAUGUCUUCCAGUUGUUUGACUACUACUCUGCCAGUGGCAUCACUCUGCUGUGGCAAGCUUUCUGGGAAUGUGUGGUAAUUGCGUGGGUCUAUGGCGCAGACCGUUUCAUGGACGACGUGGCUCGGAUGAUCGGCUAUCAUCCCUUUCCGUACAUGAAGUGGUGCUGGUCCUACAUCACGCCCCUUGUCUGCAUGGGAGUGUUUCUAUUUCAUUUGAUGAACUAUCAGCGCCUAACCUACAACAAGUUGUACAUAUACCCGUGGUGGGGUGAAUUGUUUGGCUGGACAUUGGCCCUUUCCUCCAUGCUUUGCAUCCCACUCACUGUUGUGUACAAACUGCUGCGUGCCAACGGAUCAUUUCGGGAGCGAUGGAAACGCCUCAUAACCCCACGAUGGGGCAGACAUCACCUGGAGUAUCUUACCGCGGAGAACGAAGGCAUGCUGCUGCGGAAAGGAUCCAACAGUGUUCGUAUCUCAGAAGCGUCAUGCGAUACCCAAAUACCAAUGAAGUAG